This is a messenger RNA of Centropristis striata (black sea bass), 2069 nucleotides long. RefSeq names its product DEAD-box helicase 19a (gene ddx19a). Gene Ontology annotation, cellular component: cytoplasmic stress granule; nucleus. Gene Ontology annotation, biological process: poly(A)+ mRNA export from nucleus. Gene Ontology annotation, molecular function: RNA helicase activity; RNA binding; ATP binding. The transcript is spliced from 11 exons. Lineage: Eukaryota; Metazoa; Chordata; Actinopteri; Perciformes; Serranidae. The record is from RefSeq and is a predicted model, not a curated record. Bases 110 to 1573 code for a protein of 487 amino acids.
CAGCGGCACGUCGUCACCUCAGUUUGACGCUCAUCAUUAACGCUGACAUCAAACUUUUGAUAAGACAAAGUGUUAUUUAUCUGGAAAGAAACCCGAUUAAUGUUUAAAAAUGUCCGAAGACUCGUGGGCGGUUGCUGUCGAUGUGCAAGAAGCCACAACUCCAUCCAAACAGUUUGACUUCUCGAAGAAAUUGGACAGAGUGCGUGGUCCUCGUAACAUAAGAGGAGACAUUAAUGGCAACAUUGUGCCGGAGAAGAAUGAAAAUGGAGGAUGGAAAAAGGACGCGGACAAAGUGGACCUGGCUGAACAGUCCCUGUUAAAUAAGCUGAUCCGCCGCUCUCUGGUGCGAAACAGAAACCAGGUGGAGGUCCUGCAGCGGGACCCUACCUCUCCUCUUUACUCUGUGAAGACUUUUGAAGAGCUGAGACUGAAACCUGAGCUGCUGAAAGGUGUAUACAACUUGGGUUUCAACAGACCAUCCAAGAUCCAGGAGAAUGCCUUGCCCAUGAUGUUGGCACAGCCCCCUCAGAAUCUGAUAGCCCAGUCUCAGUCUGGGACGGGAAAAACUGCUGCUUUCUCUCUGGCCAUGCUCAGCCAUGUAAACCCAGCCAAUAAGUGGACUCAGUGUCUUUGCAUCGCACCAACAUAUGAGCUGGCUCUGCAGAUUGGUCAAGUAAUCGAGCAAAUGGGGAAGUUUUGUCCUGAUGUGAAACUGGCUUACGGCAUUCGGGGCAACAGAAUGGAACGUGGAAUCAAGCUGCAGGAGCAGAUUGUCAUUGGAACACCAGGCACAAUCCUCGACUGGUGCACCAAGUACAAACUCGUUGACCCCAAGAAGAUCACUAUGUUUGUGCUCGACGAGGCUGAUGUGAUGAUCGCCACACAAGGUCAUCGGGACCAGAGCAUACGGAUCCAUAGACAGCUGUCGAAGGACUGCCAGAUGCUUCUUUUCUCUGCAACCUUUGAGGACUCUGUGUGGAGGUUUGCAGAGCAGGUGGUUCCUGACCCCAAUAUCAUCAGGCUGAAGCGCGAAGAGGAGACGCUGGAUACCAUCAAGCAAUUCUAUGUGCUCUGUAGAGAGAAGGAGGACAAGUUCACAGCUCUCUGUAAUCUGUACGGGAGCCUUACCAUUGCACAGGCCAUGAUAUUCUGCCAUACUCGCAAGAUGGCUGCUUGGCUGACUGCAAACCUGACCACAGAGGGGCACCAGGUGGCAUUACUGAGUGGAGAAAUGACAGUGGAGCAGAGAGCUGCUGUCAUCGAUCGCUUCAGGAAUGGAAAGGAGAAGGUGCUCGUUACCACGAAUGUGUGCUCAAGAGGUAUCGAUGUGGAACAAGUGUCACUUGUGGUCAACUUUGACCUCCCUGUGGACUUGGACGGGAAUGCCGACAAUGAGACAUACCUUCACCGGAUUGGCCGCACAGGACGCUUUGGUAGAAGAGGAUUUGCUGUCAACAUGGUUGACAGCAAACACAGCAUGGAUAUUAUCAACCAAAUUGAGAUGCAUUUCAACAGGAGAAUCACAAAGCUUGACACAGACAAUCUUGAAGAAAUGGAAAGCCUGAUCAGCUGAACGCUUUACUACAUGCACUACUUGACAGCGAAGCAGUUAGACGUGUUACCUCACAUGUGACUUGAGUUCUUUCCAGGGUUUGUUGUUUGAAUUUUAUUGUUUAUAGAAGUGAGAUGCAUGCUAAUGUUGACUAUGCAAACUUAUUUCACGGCAGACAUUUUUGCCAAGUUUUUCAUUUGAUGUGUCUGACUUUGAUCACUUAAGUCACCAUAAGCCUUUAAACUGUCUCCCAGAGACUAUAAACUAAUCGCUAGCUGUUAAAACAGCAUUUAAGAAGAGUGGUGAUAGUAUUUUUGUUGAUUACCUGAAGUGAUGUGUCUCAUCUAAAGAUCAAGGUUGAGCUCAGAUCAACUAUCCUUGAGUGACUUGAAGCUUUUGCCUUUUCCUGCCUUCCAGUUGGUUUCCUGAUAACUUAAUUUGAUGUUCUAUCAGACUGUAAAGCCAGAGCUGUUGCUCAUUUGUGUGCAGAAAAAAAAUAAAUAUACUGUUGAAUAUU